AUGGCAUUGACGCGUUUUAGCCCUUUACCUCCAAAUUUUAAGAUAGACACAUAUUUAGCAAUAUUCGGUUGCAUUUCAUUUUCUUUAAUAUACGUCGGAGCUUUGUAUAUUUCAAAGAAGACAAGAAUUGGUACUGAAAACCCGGGUCUAACAAAAGAUCAUCCGGAAGUCAUUAUACAGCGUAUAAAGGUCACCGCUGCAACAUGUAUAAUCUCUUAUACUUCGGUUCUGACGAUCAUAAAUUUAGGCGGCGGUUUCAAAAAUGUGGAUGAUAACGAAGACAUGGAUUUAUUCACAAAGAUCAAAACAACUUCUAUCCUAUUAGGACUUUGGCUUCCAUUCAACCUAUAUUAUCUGUUCAACGUCCUAUUUGUUCCAUUGCUUCUCACAAUGAUUUUGUUCUUGGGUCCCUUAUAUGUCAGAUAUUUGGAUCAAGAGUUGCCGUUUCAAGAACGGUUUAGUUUUAUAAGUGAAUUUGGUUAUGCGUUUACAACUCUGAAAGGAUUUAGGAAUCUGAUUUUUGCUCCAUUUACUGAAGAAUUUGUAUUUAGAUCUUGCAUGGUCCCAUUGCUCUAUUAUGCCAAAGUCAAUUACCAAUCAAUAAUAUGGCUGACGCCUCUGGUUUUUGCAUUCGCUCAUAUACAUCACGCUUGGGAGUAUUAUGUUGGAAAUGGAAGGACUUUUAUUGCUGCCAAGCAAGGAAUCCUGAAUUCUGCAUUUCAAUUUGCAUAUACAACAAUCUUUGGUUGUUUCGCUACAUUUGUGUUUAUGCGCACUGGGAAUUUCUUCCCACCAUUCAUUAUACACAGCUUUGGAAAUUAUCAGGGGUUCCCAAUAGUUAACUUUGCGGCAUACCCCAAGAAGCAACGUUCAUGGCUGUUAGGAUUUGGAUCCUUACUAUUUCCAAUGACUUCUCCCGGCUUAUAUGGAGAAACCACGCUAUACUGGGGGUAA
Acaulospora morrowiae is the source of this 954-nucleotide messenger RNA. Lineage: Eukaryota; Fungi; Glomeromycota; Glomeromycetes; Diversisporales; Acaulosporaceae. The record is from the annotation of a GenBank genome assembly.